Cercopithifilaria johnstoni is the source of this 2058-nucleotide messenger RNA. NCBI's taxonomy places the organism in Eukaryota, Metazoa, Nematoda, Chromadorea, Rhabditida, Onchocercidae. The record is from the annotation of a GenBank genome assembly.
AUGCGGCAGUUAAUGCACUUGUACACUAUACGAUGGCUUCUUGUUGGCUCAGUUCGAUCUCUCAGAUUAUCACCGAAGUAUUAUGUCAAACGGAAACGGAGAAAAUUUAUCGAACCUGUUGUGGUCGAGAAAACGCCCAGUAAGAAAAAGAUUGCUGAAAUUUAUGAAGACAUGGAAGUCGGAGAAUUGGCCAAAGUGUUAGAAAGUUCUGAAGAAGAAAUUUUGCAAGUGCUCAAAGGUUUGAACAAAUCACCGAGGAGCAAUAGUGAAAAGCUUGAUAUGUUUAGUAUCACCACUGUAGUUGGAGCUUUUGGUUUGAAACCAAAACUGGUAGCGUAUCCUCGAAAUGCUAUCGUUAAUAAUGUUGAAUUGGAUGCCUUUCCACAGCCUCCACCUCCAGAAGAUGAGUUAAGACAACGUCCACCUGUAAUCACCAUAAUGGGACAUGUUGAUCAUGGAAAGACAACGCUUCUUGAUUGUCUAAGGCAUUCUCAAAUUGUAGAAAGCGAAUAUGGUGGUAUUACACAACACAUCGGCGCUUUUACACUAGAUGAGAAAGAUUGUAAGAUUACAUUUCUGGACACACCUGGACAUGCGGCAUUCGCCAAGAUGCGAGAACGUGGUGCACAGUCAACUGAUAUAGUUGUUCUAGUGGUUGCUGCCGAUGAUGGAGUAAAUGAACAAACGGUACAGUGCAUAAAUUAUGCAAAACAAGCGGGUGUACCGAUCGUUGUUGCCAUCAAUAAGAUUGAUAAAGCUAAUGCUAAUCCUAUUAAAGCUAAACAAUCACUUGUGGAACACGGAAUUUUGGUAGAUGAUCUUGGUGGUGAUGUUUUAUGUGUUGAAAUUUCAGCUCUACAGGGUAAAAAUGUGCAUGAACUAAAGGAAGCAAUCUUACUACAAGCUGAGGAUAUGAAUUUGCGUUCAACUUGGAAUGGACUAGUGGAAGGGAUUGUGAUUGAGUCAAAAAUUCAAAGCGGUUUUGGCAAGGUUUGUACAAUGAUUGUCCAACGUGGGACUCUCGUGAAAGGCGCAGCGCUGGUAGCUGGAACAUCUUGGGCUAGAGUCCGUGCAAUGCAUGAUGAAUAUGGCCGCGAGUUAGCGAAAGCUGUCCCAAGUACCCCAGUAGUAGUCGCUGGCUGGCGAGAAAAUUUGCCUGUUCCAGGAGAACGAAUUCUUCAAUUGGAAAAUGAACAAAAGGCUCAGCAAGUUGCUCGUUAUAGAUUGAGGAAGGAAAUAAAUAAAAAAGCGCAACAAGAUUGGAAAACUGCUGAAGAGCGAAUUGAGAGCGAUAGAAAGAAGUAUUUAGAAAACCGCCGUAAGUUAUUAGAUGCUGGUUUACGUGUUGGGUCUACUUUACGCCUGGUCGUCCAUAAGGAGCAGAAGUAUCAAAAGGAUACUGAAAAUCAAAAACCAUGCGUAAGGUUAAUGCUCAACGCCGAUGUUGAUGGAACUCUCGAAGCCAUCCUAAAUGUUUUCGACACAUACAAGUCGGAUGAAGUUGAGCUGGAUCUUGUGAAAUUCGGUGUUGGACCGCCCAGUGAAAGUGAUGUCUUGUUAGCAAAAGAUCUUGGAGUUCUGCUUUACUGUUUCAACGUUCAAGUGUCACCAGGAUUGAUGCGUAAUGCUGAACAGUUAGAUGUGGAAAUUAAUUGCUUCAACGUUAUUUAUCGUUUAGUAGAAGAUUUGAAAAGUCGUUUAUCGAAUUGCCUCCCGGAAGAAGUGACGUUUGAACAAGUUGGUGAAGGACAUGUAAUAAAAAGCUUUUCAGUGAUUGUUGGGCGAAAGAGGCAAUCGGUUGCCGGCAUUCUAGUAGAUUGGGGCACGAUCAAUAAAACGGAUUCUCUGCGGGUGGUAAGAGGUACAACUGUUAUCUUUGAAGGGUCUAUACGUUCGAUGCGCAUUGGAGCUCAGGCAGUGAAUUCGGCAAGUAAAAACGAAGAAGUGGGUGUUGCUGUAUCAAAUGAAAAGAUCGUUUUCAAAGAGGACGACAUUAUUGAAACGUAUCGAGAAACGAAGGUAAAAAAGGAAAUCAAUUGGAAUCCUCCAGGUUUUUAG